Molecule: messenger RNA, 3309 nt
Organism: Lachancea sp. 'fantastica'
Lineage: Eukaryota; Fungi; Ascomycota; Saccharomycetes; Saccharomycetales; Saccharomycetaceae
Source: the annotation of a GenBank genome assembly
AUGACGAUAUACUCUCAGGCGGAAAAUGCAUUCAACUCGAACACUUUUGAUAAAUCGCUGUCUCUAAGGGUAGAUGGUGGGUUUAACGCUCUUUCUAUGAGUCCAUCAGGAAGAGACGUUGUUUUGGCCAGUAAGCAAGGACUAUACGUUGUGGAUUUAGAUGAUCCAUUCUCCGCUCCACGUUGCUUGCGUCACCUAACCUCGUGGGAAGUGGCCGAUGUGCAAUGGUCGCCUCAUCCAUCGAAAUCAUCCUGGGUGGUGUCAACUUCAAAUCAAAAAGCACUGGUGUGGAAUCUGUCAAGAAGCUCGUCGGAUGCUAUUGAGCAUGUAUUGCAUGGUCAUUCUCGUGCCAUUACUGAUAUCAACUUCCACCCUCAACAUCCGGAGAUUUUAGCCACCUGCUCCAUCGAUGCAUACGUACAUUCAUGGGACAUGCGUUCGCCACGAAGAGCUUGCUAUAGUGCAAGCGUAUGGUCUGCUGGAGCAUCACAAGUCAAAUGGAACUUCAAGAACCCAAAUGUGAUGGCAUCUGCGCAUGCCAACGAUAUUUUCGUGUGGGAUCUGCGGAAGGGGUGCACACCAUUACAUGUUGUUAAAGGCCACUCUAGCAACGUUAAUAGUAUAGAUUUCAGUCGCACCAGUGACUCUGAGAUUAUGUCAAGCGCCAAUGACGGCACUGUUAAAUUUUGGGACUAUGCAAAAAGUGCUCAAGAACCACUGCGAACUGUGAUUACAGACUUCCCUGUAGCAAAAGGUCGGUACUUGCCCUUCGGGAAAGGGUUUUGCGUCAUGCCCUUUGUCGGUGGAAACAACUCUGUCUACCUAUCAAGUAGCGUCACAGAGAGUGAACCAGGUACAGUGUCGAAGCUUCAACCUAUCUACGUUUUCAAAGGACACACCGAUCGAGUUUCAGACUUUCUGUGGAGAGUGAAAUACAGUGGUGGAGCAUUGGUGGACGACCGGGAAUUUCAGCUAGUGACAUGGUCCAAAGAUAAUGAUUUAAGACUAUGGCCAGUGAAUGAGACCACCUAUGAUAAAGUUGAUUUUCAACGAAAUCAGACUCUCGAGCGCCCGUUUAGUGAGCAUGAUUAUCGUACGUUCCGUCAAGAGCCCUUGGAAUCGCGGAAUUUACCAAGCUAUGCACAUUAUCCCAAGGAACAAUUUGUUACCAAUUCAGGACUCAAGGACUUUGAUGAUAAAAAUAGGAUCAACCAUCUCGCUUGGGUUUCGGGAGUAAGAAUGCAUCAUGCUGAUUCUCCUCGGGGCCUUUUUGAUUUAGACAAGCUACAGAACCUGGGUGAAGAAGUCACUAUGAUCGGUCACAAGUUUCCCAGAGUUGUUUUCGAAAAGAUAUCUGUAUCCACUGGGACUUUGACAUUGACAUUGUCAGGACCUUGGUCUGAACAAAAUCCCGAAGAUUUAGUGUUUCUACGUGUGGACUGCGUCUUCCCACCAAACUACCCAUUUAAGAGUCCACCGCGAUUCAAAAUUGAAGAGAAUCGCGAGCUUGACUCGACGAGGGUUAAAGAAAUCACAAACCAUCUUCAAGAAAUAACCCGCAGAUACACUGAUUUGGGAAAGUAUUGCUUGGAGCCUUGCUUGCGCUUCCUUUUGGGCGAGAAGAUAAAUCUAGAUGUCUUGGAGGAGGAAGAGCAACUUCUGAAUUUGGACGUCGUCGACUCCUUGGGACUGAAUGAUCUUUCUUCACUCGAAAGCUCUGACAUGAGGUCUGGUGCUAUCUCUGUAACAUCUGAAACUUCUGAUGAAGAUGAGGAGGAUCUCGACAACAAAAGCAGCAACGAUGGGUUUGUUUCUCGCUCCGCGCACGCCUUAGAUCUCGAUUCUACACCAAUUCCAAAAGGAUGCGGCGCAACUUGGACUUCCUCAGGCAAAUUAGUAUGCUUUUUUACCACUGAAGGUAAACCAGAAAAGAAACAGCAAGGCGCUCAGAAAUUCGGCCAGCGCGGAUCUAUUGGAAUCAAAGCAGAGUACCUACCGGAACAACUUUAUGAUGAGAACAAGCCACCUGUUCCUUCACGACCUAGACGUUACGUGGAGACUUUCUCGGCAUCCUCUGCCCAUAAUAGCGAGAUAGGAACUUCUGAAAAAGACACUGAUUCCGAUACCAGCUCUGAUAGUUUUGGCGAUGAUUGGAACGACAUUAUGCGAACAGAUAUAACUUUGAGGACUAAGAUGCCAGUAUUCUCGAAUUUUGGCAAAUCACUAGCGUCUGCUCCAUCGGACGAUGGGAAAAGCAAUGUUUCUGUUGCGAGACCAAAAAAUGCUGUCUUCAUUCAAGACUUUAGUCAUUUAAUCGCCGAUAAAAGACAGCUUGCGGCAGAAUAUAUUUUCACUGGGGACAGUUUAGAAGCUGUUUUCAAGCACAACUCCUAUGUGGCUGGACUCCAUGAAUUAGAAGACAUCGCACACUGUUGGAAAAUGGUCGGUAAUCUACUUAUAGACCGCGACGAGCGCCGAAAUUCCAACUUUGGAUGGCAUCAAAAUGCCGAGGGUGAUAGAGUGUUCAUCAAAGAAGUGAUGAAUUACUUGGAAAGGUCUAAGAAUGUGCAGAUGCUGGCCAUGUUUAGCUGCAUACUGAUGGACCCGCCUUCAGCGAUACGCAAAAGUGCCGAAGCGAGGUCGCGCCAAGCGAACGUUAUUACCUUCGAGUACGAGAACCAGAGCAAUUUUUCAGCAUCUCGGCAUGGCUCGUUUGCACCAUCAAUGAGAUCAGAGGACUAUUUUUCGCCGCGUCAGCAUAGCGUCAAAAAUCGCAGACCGCGAUUAUCCAACACACUUACGCCUUCGGAAACGGUUGCUCAGCAUUCCAUUUUGCCUGACAUUACCAUUGAGAUUGUGAACAAUGAUGAGCUUGACUACCUUGGUGGCAGGAACCCAUCUCUUCUAGACUCCGAGGACGAAUCCAAAUAUCGGUCCUACCGGUACCAGUACUCGGAGUUACUUUUUUACUGGGGUCUUCUCAUCAACAGGGCAGAACUUCUGCAAUUCAACAGCACUCAAGAGAACAACACGCCCGAUCUUUGGCAUCAUUCUCUGGGCUACGGGCUAGACCAACGAGCAGAAAAGAGCUACUCGGGAGUUUCCUACAAAACACUGGGUAGCGAGUCAUCUUCUUUGACCAACCGCAUUUGCAACUACUGUGAACUGCAGGUCUCGGGAAGAGGCACUGUGUGUGGCAAUUGUCAGCAUCUACUGCAUGCCCAUUGUGCCAAAGCUUGGUGGGAGCUGAGCGAUGUAUGUGCCUCGGGAUGCGGCUGUCAAUGUGUUAGCAUGUUUGACGUCACGUGA